AUGGCAGAACUGCAGCCAAAGAUUGAAAUUGGCGCGGCGCCAGAUCUAGACGCCGCCGAAGCCGAGCGGAGGCGCAAACAGCGCGACCUCAAGCGGAAGUCCCGCGAGCGCAAAAAGCGGAAUAUCAAGGAACUUCAGAAAACUGCCCAGGUACUUGAACUCGAAUACAAACAACUCUUCGCUGCUAAAUUGAUAAGGGAACAGCAAGACAAGGAGCAGCAAGGCAAGCAGAAGAAGAGAGAGGACGUGGCGGUUAACGUAGAAUGCGAAGCAGUGGAAAUUGAGCAGUCUCGACUCGUUGAGCUGCAGGAGAAAUAUUCGACCGUUCGACAGGAGAUGCAUGAGCUGCGAGAACAGAUGACGGGAUUUAAGCAUAAGCUGGAAGAGUACGAGCGAUUCAUAGCGAUGCUGGAUGGCCAUCUGAUGGGCCUCCAGGAUACACAGACACGGCAAGAGGAACAACGAGUUGAGGCGCUGAGUGGUACGAUUAGAGCGAAAGCGAUGGAUGUCGACAAGCAAAAUAUAAAAGACAGGCAGGCUAGUAAUUGA
Molecule: messenger RNA, 549 nt
Organism: Peronospora farinosa
Lineage: Eukaryota; Oomycota; Peronosporomycetes; Peronosporales; Peronosporaceae
Source: the annotation of a GenBank genome assembly